AUGGGACACAAAAUUAAUAUAAUAAUAUUUAUUAAAAUUGCUGAGUUUAUCAUUCUAGCAUGGAUAAGCAAUUUUAGUAAUUAUGUGUGUAUAUCUGGCAAAUCUUUGGACGGAAACUGUAAGUAUGAUAGAAAAAUAGAUAUAAAACGUUAUAUAUUAUUAGAAAAAUAUAAACAUAACAAAGAUUCAAAUAAUAUACUUUUAAAAGAAAGAUUCCCAAAUAUUGAAAUUGACAAACAUAAAGACUUAUCUCAUGAUGAAAAAGUAACGAAAAGAAAAAAUAAACAAUCAAAAAAAAGUUUAUUAAAUAAAUCGCAGUACUAUACAGAAAUAAUAGAUUAUAAUAAUGGAAUUUUUGAUGGAAAACACUUCCAUUUUGAAAAAAAAUGGAUUAAAAAAGAAAAUUAUGAUGAUUUUCUUGAUAAGAAGAGGAGAAUUUGUGAUAUAUUAUUAAAAAAAAUAAAAUUCAGGAGUUACGGAUUGGCAGCUUUUAUAUUUUUUCUUUUUAUGUUGAUCGGAAUAGGAUUGCCAAUAUUACGUGGAUUAGGGUAUAUGGAAGGAAAAAUAAAUAUUCCUUUUAGUUCACAAGAAUUGCUUGAUACUGUGAAAUCUAUUGUAGACACUCUUUGUCCAGAAAAAUAUUCUUAUCUAAUAAUGUUCUCACUAAUUAUCUUUAUAUUAUCUGUCAUAAUUAUAAUAGCUCUUCCUAAGAUCUUAAGAUAUAAUGAAAAAUACAAGAAAAUUAAGUUGAUGAGAGAGUAA
Plasmodium malariae is the source of this 762-nucleotide messenger RNA. Its product is annotated as fam-m protein. The transcript is spliced from 2 exons. Lineage: Eukaryota; Apicomplexa; Aconoidasida; Haemosporida; Plasmodiidae. The record is from RefSeq and is a predicted model, not a curated record. The coding region runs from base 1 to 762 and encodes 253 amino acids.